CGCUGCUGGACUCCAACCACUGCCCCGGCUCCGUCAUGUUCCUGUUCGAGGGCGCCUUCGGCACCAUCCUGUACACAGGUACAGGGCAGGCCCCCGCGGCCGCGCCGCCCCCCGGCCCGCCCUGACCGCCCUCUCCUUGCAGGGGAUUUCCGCUACACCAGCGCCAUGAAGGGCGAGCCGGCGCUGCGGGGCCGCCGCAUCGACCGCCUCUACCUGGACAACACGCACUGCCACCCGGCGCGGGCCCUGCCCUCGCGGCAGCACGCCACGCGCCAGGCCGCCCGCCUCAUCCACGCCCACCCGCGGCACCGCGUCCUCAUCGGGGUGUACAGCCUGGGCAAGGAGACCCUGCUGGUGGACCUGGCCCUGGAGUUCAGGACCUGGGUGGUGGUGAGUCCCUGGCGCCUGGAGCAGAUGCGGCUGCUGGAGCUGCCCGAUGUCUUCACAGCGGAGGAGGGGGCCGGCUGGAUCCGAGCUGUGGAUGUCGGCGAGAUCCGCUGCGAUACCCUCACCAGCUGGAACUCGCUGCACCCCACCAUUGCCAUCCUCCCCACCGGCAGGCCCGUGAAGAUCACCCACCCCAACAUUCACCCCAUUCCAUACUCAGAUCACUCCUCUUUUUCAGAACUGUGCGAGUUUGUGAAGUGGCUGAAGCCUUGCUCCGUCAUUCCAAUUGUGAGGGGUGGCAUGUGCCAAACUUACUUUCAGAAAUACUUGUGUUCUGCCCCCCAGGCACUUCCUGACUUCAAAAUCCCAAAGCCUGUGCAAGAGUCUGAGCAGCAGCAAAGGAAAAGGAAGGGCCGGGAACCCACUUGUCUCUUGAGAAAAGCUGCCCAGCGUUCAGCACCACGAGGGGUGGUUUAUGAGUCCCCAGAGAAAUAUACUGAGGAAUCUGAAGAAUUCACAAAUGUUCAGGCUGCUCAGCAGAACUCCUGCAAGUCAGAUUUCUGCUUGAAAGGAGGUUCCAGUUGUUGUCACACAGGCAAGGAGAAAGGGAAGGAACAGCUGAGUGGAGAACAGCCAGGAGGAGUCAGUGCUGUCAGCCAGGCCCCCCUUCCUGAUGAGCACUUUCCAACUGGAUUUGCAGAGGAGUAUUUACUCACUCCCUUAAAUGUGCUAAAGCAAUAUUCCUCACAGGCUUUUGACAAGCUGGUAGAAGAUUUCUUUAGGAGGGAAGAAGCAUCUUGAAAAAUUGUGUGACACUUGCUGGUUCAGUUGAUAGCAGUGAUGCUAGAGGUCUUGCUGCCACGUCCCACUCUCUGUGCUCAAGUUUCCCAUCAGGAGAGAGGAGCUCAGCUAUGCAGCUCUACUUUACCUCUGCUUAGAGGACAGAGAGGAAACUAGGACCACUUGUAGGCAUUAGAUUUCUUUAUUUAUUUUUAUAUCUUUGUCUGUAUCUCUUGGGUCUCCACACUACACCCAGGCAGUGCAGGCCCUCUGUGUGUGUGUCUUGUAUCCCUUUUUUGCAGUGACCCACCUGCCUCUUGUGAGAACAGAUACUGCUGGGCCAAUUCAAUCUGCAGAAAGGUCAGCUGCCUGCAGCUGAAGUAAUUAAUGAGUUUGGAAUGUGAUGAAAGAAACAAGAAGGGAGUAUCUGAGAGCCCCAAAGAUUCUUCCUGCUGUGUGUCUGUAAUGUAUUAUUGAGUGGUUAAUUCUAAAAUACUGUGUAUUAAGGUACAGUUAUAAAGUGGUCCUCAAAGAAAUCUGCAGAAUAAAGAGUUUCUUAAGUCUGUUAA
This is a messenger RNA of Apus apus (common swift), 1736 nucleotides long. Its product is annotated as 5' exonuclease Apollo-like. Gene Ontology annotation, biological process: protection from non-homologous end joining at telomere; double-strand break repair via nonhomologous end joining; interstrand cross-link repair. Gene Ontology annotation, molecular function: 5'-3' DNA exonuclease activity; damaged DNA binding. Lineage: Eukaryota; Metazoa; Chordata; Aves; Apodiformes; Apodidae. The record is from RefSeq and is a predicted model, not a curated record. The coding region runs from base 166 to 1188 and encodes 340 amino acids. The transcript is spliced from 2 exons.